Daldinia decipiens is the source of this 606-nucleotide messenger RNA. RefSeq lists its product as uncharacterized. The transcript is spliced from 2 exons. The record is from RefSeq and is a predicted model, not a curated record. The coding region runs from base 1 to 606 and encodes 201 amino acids. NCBI's taxonomy places the organism in Eukaryota, Fungi, Ascomycota, Sordariomycetes, Xylariales, Hypoxylaceae.
AUGGAUCGCACCGUUGGAAAAGAACCUCAACCUCAUCUCCCGAUGACUGCCGAGCCCCAACAUGGGAGCCUCGCUCAAGAUAGCAGCAGCGCACCCCAACACGAAAAUGCCUCUGAAGGUGAUAACACCGGAAAUGUCAGAAGCCGGAGCUGCGGGAAUGCCAGCGGCUCUAAGCGUAUGCAAAGAUUGUUUGGCAGCUUGUGUCAACACGGCUCUGACAAGUCAGGAUCGAAUAUCCCGGCAGCUCAAAGGGGCAGCAAGAGUAGCGAGCCGGAGUACGAGGACAUCCCGCUGGUUCCGAUGACUGGAGAGUCCCACGCCGAUCAGCCAGAACCGGCCAAGCCGGCUGCUACCAAGAAGACCAUCACCAAACGAACCGGCCAGGAUAACCAACAGGAGCAGAGCUCGACCCAGGGGCCACAGCCGCAAAGGUGGCAGGCGGACCUCGUGCUACGGGGUAAACCUAGAGCCACCCAAGCCGGACCGGAUGGGAGCGAGACCAGCGAAUUCACGUUCCGUGGCGGGGACACGGGAAACUGCGCCAGAGAACCCUGCGGCUGCUGCGCGUAUUGGAUCAACAAGAUCUGCUGCGGUGACGAUGAUUGA